AUUCACCCUCCAUUUGGCUUCGCGUUCUCUUUCCUCUCCUUCUAGCAGUCAAUCGAACCACCGAAAAAGGGCUUUCUUUGGCGUUUCUCUUUCUCUCUCUAUAUCAAUCCCUAAUUUUCUCUCUUUCUCUCUCUACCGGAUCAUCCAUGGCUGACAAGUCCGACUUCGAUUCUCGCUCCAACCAGAUCUCCAAAGAUGUGCAAGGAUCUGACAAUCCUAUUCCGCUGUCACCACAGUGGCUUCUGCCAAAACCAGGGGAGAAUAAGCCCGGACAUUUAACUGGGGAGAACCAUUUCAACUCGCAUAUGGGUUAUUCCAGUCGUUCAGAUGUGAUGAAGUCAUCAGGAAACAGUGAGGAGGUGAAUGAUACUCAAAAGAAGGAUGUUUUCCGGCCAACUGUGCUUGACAUGGAUUCUGGUCGCCGUGACCGAUGGCGUGAUGAAGAAAGAGACACCAAUUCCUCCGUUCGCAGGGAUCGUUGGAGGGAUGGAGAUAAAGAGUUUAGUGAUACCCGCAAGGUGGAUCGGUGGACAGAGAACUCAUCUGCACGGCAUUUUGGAGAAACACGCCGUCCCCCAUCCGAGCGGUGGACUGAUUCAAGUAAUAAGGAAACUAACUACGAUCAACGUCGUGAGAGCAAAUGGAACACGCGCUGGGGACCGGAUGAUAAAGAGACAGAUAGUUUGCGUGAGAAGUGGAUUGACCCUAGCAGAGAUGCUGACAUGCCACUUGAGAAAGGGUUAUCUCAUCUUACUCAUCAUGGGAAGGAUGAGAAGGAGGGGGAUCAUUAUCGGCCAUGGAGAUAUAACUCCUCACACAGCCGAGGAAGGGUGGAACCUCCUCAUCAUCAAUCUUUAACGCCAACCAAACAGGUUCCUACAUUUUCCUAUGGUCGGGGACGUGGGGAUAAUACUGGUUCUACAUUUUCACAUGGACGGGGAAGGGUUGGCUCUGGUGGAGUCUCUAUGAACAAUAUUUCUAUUAAUACUCACUCUUCUGGAUUGAAUUCAGAAAAAGGUGAAAGUGGCCAUAUAGAUCCUUCCCCGUUAAGAUAUAGCAGGACAAAGUUACUUGAUGUUUACAGGAUGACUGAUAUGAAGUCGUCUGAAAAAAUAUUGAAUGGGGUCAUGCAAGUGCCUUCCCUUACACAGGAAGAACCAUUAGAGCCUCUGGCAUUUUGUGCACCUACUCACGAGGAACUGUUUAUUUUGAAGGGAAUUGACAAAGGAGACGUAAUAAGUAGUGGUGCAACCCAGAAUUCUAAGGAUGGAUCUGUUGGACGGAAUUCAAAUGAUGCUGUGCAAUCAAGAAGGGGCAAGAUUGGUAGUAGAGAAGAUUUACCACUUGCUGUUGAUGAUUAUAAAGAUGAAACAGUUGACAGUUCAAAAGGCGGUCAUUUAAAUUACCCAGAGCGCUUGUCCCAUGAGAAGCAGAUGACUUCUCACAGGUCUGAUGCAAAAAUAGAAUUGACGCAGGACCAUCAGUUGUACACUGGUUAUAAACUAAAUCUUGAAGCUUCGAGAGAAGAUGGUGCUGGGUAUAGGACUGAUGAGGUGCCCAUCAAUAGGGAGUCCACCAUGCAGGUGAAUUCCUCUGGUCAUCCUGGCACUACGUGGCAGUCUCCAUCAAUGGUAGAACGGAUGCAUUCAACCUCACAUGAUUGGAAAGAGAUUCCAACUGAUGUCAGGUCGAGAACCUCUGACAUUGGCUGGUCACAAUCACAGAAGGAUCUAAAUAGUGAAUGGGAAGCUGGUUUGUCAAGACCAUCUUUUUCCAAAGAUGAAUUUAAAUGGAAAACUGGCCAGGACUCAUUUCUUCAAAGGCAGCCAUCUACGUUACUGGAAAGGGAACAGGAAAGCCGGAAAAUUUCACAGCCUUCCCCAGAAGACCUAAUUCUUUGCUAUAAAGAUCCACAGGGUGAAAUUCAAGGCCCUUUUACUGGGAGUGAUAUCAUUGGAUGGUUUGAGGCUGGAUAUUUUGGAAUAGAUUUGCUAGUUCGCCUUAAAGAUGCACCCCGUGACUCACCAUUUUCAUUGCUUGGUGAUGUUAUGCCCCACUUACGAGCGAAAGCCCGACCACCACCCGGAUUUUGUUCACCAAAACAAAAUGAAGUUACGGAUGUAUCAAGUAGGUCAAACCUCAGUGGUUUUGGAAAGCUUUCUGCAGGUACAAGUGAGUUUGAUAUGCUGAAGCACGAUCCGAGAUAUAAACAUAAUCCAAUGACAGAAGCUGAAAAUAGGUUUUUGGAGUCACUGAUGUCUGGCAAUACGAGCAGUUCUCCUCUCGAGAAUUUUGCUUUCUCUGAAGGUAUGCAGGGAUAUGUUGGAAACAAUUCUAGUGGUAUGACCCCCUUGGGACCAGAAAGUGGAGACAAUCUAUAUCUCUUGGCCAAGAGAAUGUCACUUGAAUCGCAGAGGUCUGUGCCAAAUUCCUAUCAAUAUUGGCCUGGGAGGGAUGCAGCAUCUAUGGUUCCAACUUCAGAUAUUGUCCAGGAGUCCAUAAAGCCACAUUCAACACUGCUAUCUUCUGUUGUUGACAAUCCUCAUCCUCAUCCUCAUCCUCGUCUGCAGUCUCAUUCUCAGAAUGUGGACUUGAUGUCUGUCCUUCAAGGAUUACCUGACAGGUCUACAUCUGGUGUCAAUAAUGGAGUUAGUGGGUGGCCCAAUAUAUCAGUUCAAGGCGGUAUGGACACCCUUCAGGAUAAGUUGGACUCUCAUCGUGGCCAGAGUUUUCCUCCCCAAGCUGCUUUUGCGAUCCAAAAACAGAGGCUGCAACAACAGAACCAACCCUCUUUAACGAAUUUACUAGGUCAAACUAUAGAAAAUACUUCCAACAUUUUAACCCCUGAGCUGCUCCCUCCUGGUCUAUCUCAGGAUCCUCAGUUAUUAGCUUUGCUACAACAGCAAUACCUUUUGCAGUUACAUUCCCAGGCACCAGUUCCGUCACAGCAAAUGUCACUAUUGGAUAAACUCUUGUUGCUUAAGCAGCAGCAGAAACAGGAGCAGCAGCAACAGUUAUUGCGACAGCAACAGCAAUUGCUUUCUCAGGUUCUGUCGGAUCAUCAUCCUCCCCAGCCCUUUGGCGAGCCAUCUUAUGGACAGUUACAGGGUGCUUCACUGACUGCUGGGAAUGCUUCUGUGAAUCAUCCUCGGUUUCAGCCAUCACAGGAGCUGUUUCAGACUGGUUUACAAAUACCAGUUCCCAAUAUUCAAGAUGAACUUACUAACUAUGUAAAUUUGCCUACUAGUGUUUCCCAGGAUGUUGGUCUUAAUGCAUGUUCUGAAGCAUCUUCUAUAGAUUUGCCACAUCAAAUGUUUGGGAGUGCCACCAUCCAUCAACAAAGCUGGGGUGCUGCUCUGCCAGAACAAAUUGAUGACAUUCAGCAGAAGGAUUCUUUAGUGGCGUCAACUGUGAUGGAUAACUUACCCCGAAUGGAGUUGGCAGACAAAUCUUCACAGGGGCAGACAUUACAAGACAAUUUGAGAAGUAUUGAACAUGUAGCAGUCACAUCCUCCGAGGCUGCUAUAGAUUUUGUGCCUGUUGCUGUACCACCCGCAGAAACCAGUGAGAAUGAUCUUUUAGUGUCUGAGCAAGUAAAUGACUUGAAGACAACACCAGAUGGUUCUCUAGAAGACGCGCAGGUUGAAAGAGAACAAUGCAGUGAUGAGACCUCCUUGGUGAAAGAACUAAAAAGUGUUGAAGCACGUGAGGUAAGAAAAGCUUCUGAGAAGAAGUCCAGAAAGCAAAAAUCUACUAAGGCACAAUCCUCCUCAGACCAGGCGAAGGGAGUUUCUAAAACACUCUCUUCGAAGCUAUCAAAGUCUUCUGAAAGUGAAGUUCCUAUUGUUGCUGACACAAAAUUUGAGUUACAGAUUACAUCUGGGGAAUUACUUCAUGGGACAUCUCCGCAAGAAACAAGAGAGAGCAAAUCCUACGUUACUACUUUAGAAAGUGGUGAUUCUCAGCAUGUCAAGAGCCUAUUGCCUACCAGUGCAUCGAUAAAUGAUGUUGAAACUGUGGAAAUAAAAGGUGAAUCAAAACUGGGUUUGUCUGUCUCACAGCUUAACACACAAUUACAUACAGGACAAGGAGCUUGGAAGCCCGCGCCUGGUUUCAAGCCAAAGUCACUGCUUGAAAUUCAACAGGAAGAGCAGAGGAAAGCACAAACAGAAAUUGCAAUCUCCGAGAUCUCUACAUCUGUUAACUCCUUGAGUUUUUCAACUCCUUGGGCUGGGGUUGUUGCUAAUUCAGAUAAUAAAACAUUUAGAGACAUUAAGCAAGAUGCAGGUAGUACUGAUCUAAAUUUAGGACAGUCUGAAAAUUCUCUAAACCAAAGGAGCAAGAAAAGCCAAUUACAUGAUCUGUUGGCAGAAGAAGUUUUGGUAAAGUCUAAUGAUAGAGACAUGUCUAAUGAAAGAGAUGGGGAUGUUGUAGAUGGUGUAUCAAGUCUGCCCUCGGUAACAGUUAUGAGCAUUCAACCUAGUUCAGUAGAUGAUGACAACUUUAUUGAGGCUAAAGACACUAAAAGAAGUCGCAAAAAGUCGGCAAAAGCUAAGGGAGUUGGAGCUAAGGUCUCAGUACCCAAUGCUUCAGUUGAUGUGGCUGUUGGAUCAAGUUCAAUUGAGAAAGGCAAGAGUUCUCGUCAGGCACAGCUGGACAAGGAAGUUUUACCGGCAGUCCCAUCUGGUCCUUCUUUUGGAGAUUUUGUUCUCUGGAAAGGGGAUUCUGCAAACCCUCCCCCUGCUCCGGCGUGGUCAACAGAGUCUGGGAAGGUUUCCAAACCAACAUCGUUGAGAGACAUUCUUAAAGAACAAGAAAAAAAGGUUUCUUCUUCUUCUAUUCAGCAACAAACCCCGGCGCCAGCUCUUCAGAAGUCCCAGCAAACUCAGUCCGUCCGAAGUGGUCCUUCAUGGUCACUUUCUACAUCAUCUCCAGCGAAAGCUGCAACUCGCACCCAGAAUGUUUCCAAUGCUUCUGCUCAAACGAAACAUAAAGGAGAUGAUGAUCUAUUUUGGGGUCCUUUAGAUCAACCAAAGCAAGAAUUGAAGCAGCCGGAUUUUCCUCAUCUUGCAAGCCAGGGUAGUUGGGGAACAAAAACUACCCCUGUAAAGGGGACUCCAGGAGGUUCGUUGAACAGACAGAAGUCUGUGGGUGGUAGAGCUGCUGAGCGUUCUCUUUCCUCAUCUCCUGCUGCUCAGUCUUCCCUUAAAGGGAAAAAAAGUGCAAUGACAAAACAUUCAGAGGCCAUGGACUUCAGAGAUUGGUGUGAGAGUGAAUCUGUCAGGCUUAUUGGGACAAAAGAUACAAGUUUCCUGGAAUUUUGUAUAAAGCAAUCCAGAUCGGAGGCUGAGAUUCUUCUGAAAGAGAACCUUGGGUCUUUUGAUCCAGACCAUGAGUUUAUUGACAAUUUCCUCAACUACAAGGAGUUGUUACCCGCAGAUGUCCUCGAAAUUGCCUUCCAAAAUCGGAAUGAUCGCAAGGCCACUGAAUAUGGCGCUGGAGAUGUGAGUUCUGACAAUGCAGGUUUUGGGGACUCUGACCAAGGUAAUCCAAUGGCUCCUGAUGGAUCCAUGAAAGGGGGAGGAAAGAAGAAGGGGAAGAAAGGGAAGAAGGUAAGUCCUUCGGUUUUGGGAUUUAAUGUUGUUAGCAACCGCAUCAUGAUGGGAGAGAUUCAGACUGUGGAGGAUUAGGUGGUCUGAAGGCAGUUGUACAUACAUUUGUCUGAAGUACUUUGUAAAUGGUUUUUACUUAGGAUAUUUUGGUUCUCAUCCUUUAUAGAGCAAUAGCAGCAGCACUAAUUUAAUCUGCUCGAGCAAUUUUGUGAAGUAAGACUUUUAACGGUAGAGCCCUUGUUACCAUGGUUAAAUUCUUCAUAUCAAGUUUAUGUUGUUUCUUUCUUAA
Molecule: messenger RNA, 5901 nt
Organism: Cornus florida
Lineage: Eukaryota; Viridiplantae; Streptophyta; Magnoliopsida; Cornales; Cornaceae
Product: protein ESSENTIAL FOR POTEXVIRUS ACCUMULATION 1
Exons: 10
Coding region: 147-5690 (1847 amino acids)
Molecular function (GO): protein binding
Source: RefSeq, a predicted model, not a curated record